Messenger RNA from Rotaria sp. Silwood2, 4908 nucleotides. Lineage: Eukaryota; Metazoa; Rotifera; Eurotatoria; Philodinida; Philodinidae. The record is from the annotation of a GenBank genome assembly.
AUGGUCGCUGACGCUAAUAAUAGUCGCACAAAAAACGUCGAAGUUCAAGGCGCUAGCUACGUGAAUCAUAUACUUGACAAUUACGGGCGGGUAGUUGUCCAAUUCGGAAAUCGCAACUGUGUAGUUGUCGAUCCCGAGGCGAGCGGCCGAGUAGAAUUCAAAGUUACAGUAGUGGGUUGUGUUGACGGUCUGCUUGUCGAUGACGGACGUGUUGUUGUUAAGUUCGAAAUUCGCAGCUGUGUAGUUGUCGAUACCGAGCUUCUUAGCGAUGAACAACCACUUUAUCCACGUGGUAAAACUCUUCAUAUUCGUCCUAUUUCAAGACCUUAUUUGGGAAGUUAUCGUUGUUCAAUUCCGGGUAGCAGUUAUGCAGAUGCAAAUAGUGUUCUUACUUUUGGAGGCCCAGUUCCAACAACAACUGUUCCAAGCUAUCCUACUGCAUUUACUGUAACAAUUGAUAUUGUUCAAGGUCAAACAGCUCAAGGACAAGCACAGGAAAAUUCACAAGUUAUUCUUCGAUGUCGACCAAGUGAACAAGCUACUAGUUAUCGAUGGACAUUUACAUCUAGUCAAGGAGCAGCCAAUCGUGGUUACACAGAUCAAUUAGUUCUUCCUCGAGUUACUGUUCAAGAUUCAGGUGUAUACACAUGUGAAGCAACUAGUAGUCGUGGUCAAUCGGCACAUGGCACAAUCAAUCUUUAUGUUAAUGCUGCUCCUCAACAGCCAAUAGCUGGUCGAUGUGGUGUUGAUGAAGCUACUUGUCGUAAUGGUCGAUGUAUUCCUCGUGCAUAUCUUUUCGAUGGUAAAAACGAUUGUGGUGAUAAUAGUGAUGAAGGUUCUGGAAGUAGUGAUGCAUGUCAACCAAAUGAAAUUCAUUGUACGAAUGCUGAUCGUGGACGAAAAUGUGUACAGAAAUUUUGGAUGUGUGAUGGUGAUCGUGAUUGUGAUGAUGGAAGUGAUGAAGAUCAACGUUAUUGUGAAUUACUUCCUCGUCAACGUUAUUGUAAACCAAGUGAAUUUCAUUGUGGUGGUUCAAAUGCUACAACACCAAAUCCAAUAUGCAUUCCACGAUCGUUUCAAUGUGAUGGUUAUAAUGAUUGUCCUGAUCGUUCGGAUGAAGUCGGAUGUGUUAAACCAAUUGUUGUAUCGGCACCACAACGUCAAAUUCAAGUUAAUGCUGGUCAAACAUUAACUAUUUUGUGUAUAGCUCGCGGUUCACCAGCACCAUAUAUCAAUUGGCGUCUCAAUUGGGGACAUGUAUGUGGUGAUGGUUCAGAUAAUGGACGAUGUACGAUGGCACAAUCUGUAGAUCCACAUGAUCCAAAUCUUGUAACUGGUACACUUACUGUUCGUAAUGUUAUUGCAGCUGAUGGCGGUGCUUAUUCAUGUGAAGCACUUAAUAAUCAAGGAUUUAUUUUUGCUAUUCCGGAUGCUAUUGUUGAUGUUAUUAUUGAUUCAGGUCCUCGACCAACACCACCACCACCACCACCACCACCAAUACCAUGUAAUUGUAAUGAUCAUUCAUCAUAUUGUACACCUACCGGACAAUGUCUUAAUUGUCAACAUAAUACUGCUGGUUAUAAUUGUGAAUUCUGUGCACCAGGUUAUCAAGGUGAUGCUCGUCGAGGUACACCAUAUGAUUGUCAACCAGUUACAGUUGCACCACAAAGAUCACGUUGUAAUCCAGCUGGCACACAUAUGGAACGUGGUGAUCGUUGUAUUUGUAAAUACAAUGUUGAAGGUGCUCGAUGUGAUCAAUGUAAACGCAGUCAUUUCUAUUUGAAUCCAACAACACCAAAUGGUUGUCUACCAUGUUUCUGUUCGGGUGUAUCAACUGAUUGUACUUCAACUGAUUGGCGACGACAACCCAUUCAACUUCCAUUAAAUAAUUGGAAUGCUGUACCGAAAACUUUUGCUACUGAUCCAUAUGAAGCACGUGAUCGAAUUCAACAACGUCAUGGUGGACGUGAAAUAGCUCUUGAUCAAAGUUCAUUAGGACGACCAGCUAAUGAAGUUCUCUAUUGGAAAGCACCAAAAGAAACACUUGGAAAUGUUGUUACAUUAUAUGAUGGUAAUAUUGAUAUUCAUUUUAUAAAUGAUGGUAAUGAUAAUGAAGCACCAAGUAAUGAUGAAUUUAUAUGGUUACGUGGUAAUAAUAUUGAUCUUGCUCAUAAAAUUCCACAAAAUCAACGAUUUAAAGCAAAUUCAAAUGCUACUUAUUCGGUACCAUGUAAUGAAAGAACAUUUACACGUAAAGAUGGUACAUAUAUUGAUCGAGAAAAUAUUCUUAUGGCUCUAUCAGAUUUGGACACAUUACUUGUUAAAAUAAAUCCAAUUGGUGGCCGACGUAAUGCUGUUCUUCGUGGUGUUACUUUAAAUGUUGCUGCUCGUGAUGGUUAUACGGAUGCAGCACCAACAGUUGAAUCAUGUCGUUGUCCAGCUAAUUAUACGGGUUCAUCAUGUGAAAAAUGUGCUGAAGGUUAUGGUCGUCCACAUCCAUUAGUUGGUAUUUAUUUGGGUCAAUGUUGGUCAUGUCGAUCAUUAUGUAAUGAUCGAUCAGAUCGAUGUGAUCGAGAUACUGGCAAAUGUCUUGAUUGUCAAGCUAAUAGUGAAGGUGAUCGAUGUGAACGAUGCCGUCCUGGUUAUGUACUCGAUCCACGAUUAAAUCAAUGUACAAGAGAUGAACAAUAUCCAUCUUAUCCAGUACCACCAUAUGGACCUGGUCCAAGAGGUGCUUAUUAUGUUGAUCAACGACCUUAUGAUACACGUGGUACGACUCCAUUAACUAUUGUUUUAGAUGGUAACCAACCAGAACAACGUGUUCCACUUCAAGUUCUUAAUGCUCAACCACGAUCCGUUGUAUGGGGUCGUACUGAUGGUAGUCCAUUACCAGCCAGUGUUGUUCAAGAUGGCAAUGAUCUUGUUUUUCGUAAUCCAUCAGCUGAACAAGCUGGAAAUUAUAUCUGCACAAUAACUCAUCCUGAUGGUUUUAUUGAACGUAUUGCUAUUUAUUUAGAUUAUCGUCCAGGUCAACCACAACCUAUUAGUCCACCUUUUGCCUAUCCAGUAUUUAGUCCACCAAGUCCAUUGACGAUAAUUGAAGGUGAUAAUCAAGUCGUACAACCUCAAGGUGUAUUUUAUCAAGUUUACUGGCGUCGUGAAGUUGAUCAACCACUUCCAUUAGGUAUAACUCAAAGUGGUAAUAAUUUACAAAUAAGUGGUGCACGACCAGAACAUUCGGGUACUUACUAUUGCGACGUAUACGGAAGUGAUGGUGCACAGGCAUCUAUUCCAUAUGAACUUCGUGUUCAACAUCUUGAACGACCACGUCCUGUUGAACGACCACAUCCAAGUACUGGUGGUUCACCAAAAAUAACUAUUGAACCAAGAGUAAUUAAUUUAAAAGAAGGUCAACGUAUGAUUGUUCAAUAUACAGUUAGCUCACAAGAUCCAAUCGAUGUUACUUGGAAUAAAUUGACAGAUCAAGGUUAUCAACCAAUUCCAGCAUUAUUUACUGUUGAACCAAAUCGUCUUGUACUUAAUCGUGCAACACCUGAUGCCGCUGGUACAUAUCAAGUUGUUGUACGUAAUCCACAUGGUGAAGAUCGACAGGAAUUACGUAUUACUGUUGAACCACGACGUGGUCGAGGACGUGAACAACAAGCUGGUGCACCACGAAUUCAAUUCUCACAAGAUCAAUAUGAUAUUAGUGCUGGUGAAGGAGCAAGUGGAGCAAAAGCAACUUGGUCAAAAGAUGGUUCAGCAAAUUUACCUGAAGGUGUCAUUGCACGUAAUGAUGGAGCAUUACGUGUUGAAGGACGAUCACAUAAUGUUGAUGGACGAUAUACACUUGAUGUCAUGAAUGCUUAUGGUCGUGUAUCGGCACCAAUUGUUAUUCGAUGGAAAGAAGCAGCUGUUCCACAAGGUGGUCAUGUAAAUCAAAAUCGAAGAGUUCAUUGGAAUGUUCAAAGAUUAGAUUUGAACGAAGGUCGUCGUCUUGAAGCUGUUUGUCGAAGUGAUGUUGAUCCAUUAACACUACGUUUGGAUGUUACACGUCAUAAUGGUCGACAACGUGAAGCAGUACCACUUGGUCUUUCAUUUUCAAAUGGUUAUUUAUCAUUGGGUGCUGUUACAAGACAAGACAAUGGACUUGAAUUUACUUGCUCAUCAGGAAAUGCUUCUGAUACCUUAACGCUUAACGUUCGCGCAUCGAGUCAUGAUCUCGACGCUCCACGUAGUUUCAUUGAUGUACGUCUUGAACCACGUGACGAACAAAGUCAUCAAGUUGGACGUGAAAUUCAUUUACAAUGCGCAGUUCAAGGAAGUGUUGAACGCCCAUAUGAAUAUACAUUUACUAAAGAUGGUCAACCAUUAGAAAAUAAUGUUGAAGUACAUCCAAAUGGUUUAUUAAUUAUUCGUAAUGCUCAAGCAAGUGAUGCUGGACGUUAUCGAUGCGAAGUUAGUUUCCCACGUGCACCAGAAGCUGGAACGCAAGAAAGUAGUUACGAUCUUCGAAUUGAAGGUGGUUCCGCUGGAGGUUAUGAUCAAAGUUUUCAACAUGGUGGUGAAUAUCAACCACAAGGUGAUUACGUUGAAGUAACUAUUGAACCAAAUGAAGUAACUCUUGGACACGGCGAAAAAGCCAAUUUAACAUGCCGUGUUAAAGGUGCUCAACAAUUCACUGUAACAUGGACUAAAUAUGCACAUGAUACAAGUUUACCAAAUUAUGCUCGUCAACAAGGAAAUAGUGUUAUAUUAGCUCCAACUAAUGAAUCACCUGCUGAGCAAAUGUAUUUACAAUGUUCAGUAGCAGUACCUGGUCAACCUCAACCAUAUCUUGGUUAUGCACCAGUUACUCUUCGGGCAAAUGAUGAAUUACGUAAGAAGAAAAAGAAGAGACGCUCAUAG